Messenger RNA from Ceutorhynchus assimilis (cabbage seed weevil), 5868 nucleotides. Lineage: Eukaryota; Metazoa; Arthropoda; Insecta; Coleoptera; Curculionidae. The record is from the annotation of a GenBank genome assembly.
AUGAGUGCUUUGGAAUAUGAAAAUCUUGAACAAAAGUAUAUAGAAACCAAAACAAAACUGAAAAAAACCUUGAAGUACAAUGAGAGACACACUAUACAAAUUGAAAAGCUCACCAAAAAAUGUAAACGUCUAGAACAGGAAAAUAAGCAUUUAGAGAACCAAAUAGACAAUCUCCAAACUAAGGAUGCCAGUGAAUCUGAUACUUCUAGUCAAACCAACUUUCAUCAAGACCGUUCUCAUAUGAUAGAGCUGGUACACUCAAAAAAUCAGCAAAUAUCAGAUCUUUUGAAGGAUAUUGAAGAUUCUGAAAAUGAAAAUGUCAUUCUACGUGAGAAGUUAUCCGAAGCUAAGGACCAACUGGCUACAGCUACCAUUGAAAUAACUACUAUGACAGAAACUUUAAAGAAUUACGAAAUUGUUGCAAAAGAAAGAGACGAAACAAUAAAUACAACUUCAUUGAAAAUAAACCAGUUACAGUUAGACUUAAAUGCAAGUGAAGGAGAAAAAAAUACUAUAGAGAAACAAUUAAAACUAUUCAUUAUCGAGUCAAAACAAAAGGAAGAAGAAUGGAAAAGUGUGCUAAUUGAGAAAGAUGAACAAAUUCAGCGUUUGAAAGCAUCAAUUCCAGCAGUAAAAGGAUCACCAAGUGCAAAAGAUGAGGAUCAAUCGUCAAAAGAACUCCAUAUGCGAGAAGUGGAGAAAUUGAAAGCAGCUCUAUCAAAAACCGAAGUUUAUUUAGAAGAGUUAAAGUCCGAAAUGAAAAAUUGCACCGUGGAUUUAAGAGAGAGCGCAAGGGUCAUAAAUAAAUUAAAAUCAGAAAAACAUGUCCUGGAAAUAAAACUGAAGGAAAUGAUAGAUUGCGAAAAGGAUAUGAAGGAGCAACUUAAGAAGGCACAAAACCGUUCCAAAACUUUGCAGACGGAAGUGGAGUAUGCGAAUAAAAUGACCAAGAUUUUUGAAAAUGAUCUUACCACAAUAAAAAAUCACAUUAAAGAAAAUGAUGGUGGUCAGAUUGAAGCAUUGGUGAACUUAGAACAAAUUCAAACAUUAAAAAUCGAAAAAUUCCUUCAUGAAAAACAAAUCGUAGGCCUAGUAAAAGAUAUUAACAAAUUGCAAGAAAUGUGUAAUAUUUUUGAAAUUGAGAAUGCAUCUUUAAGAAAACAACUAGGGCUUACAGCCGAAGAUACUGUUGAAACCGAUAAAAGUUCGUUUAGCGAAUCGAAAAGGCAGAAAAAAUUGAUAGAGAAAUUACAAAUUGAAAAUAAGAGUGCCCAAGAAGAUAAAGUAAUGCUGAAAUUAGAAAACAAAAGACUUAAACAAAGGAUUGCUAAUUUGUUGAAUAGUUCUUCGGAAAACCUUGAAAAAAAUAUGUCAAAAGGUGAAACAGGCAAUCAAUCAGCCGAUAUUAAAGCUCUUGCGGAAGAAAAUGAAGCCUUAAGAAAGGGCCUGCAUGAAAUUUUGGUUAAAAAUGAAACGUGUCCCAGAGAGCUGAAAUCAGACAUAUUAGAAAGAUUACUCAAAGCUUUAGAUGUCAAACAUAUUCCAGCCUGGAACCAUCCUGCCAUGCGGCUACAGGCCGAGCUUAAUACUUUAGAAGGAGUUAAUAGUGAACUUCGGGAACAAUUACAUGGAGCUAGAGCAGAGUUGGAUAAAUUCAAAUUAGCAUCAAUUUCAUUGAAAGAAAAUCAAGUCGAGCAAGCAGACACCAGAAAAGAAGUAGUUGAUGUUUUAUCAAAUAAUUUAAAUAAUGAAACUUCAAAUCUCGAGCAAGUAAAAAUUCAUAUAAUGAAGAUUAUUACGUAUUUUAGCGAAAAAGAAUCAGAUGCUGAAACCAAGCUAGAAGAGGAAUUUGGAAUUUUAAAGCAACAUAUUAAUUUGUUACAUUCAAAUUGUGAUAAGGAAAAAAAUGACUUGAUAAAAAAGCUAGAUGAGUUUGAAAAAAACGCUUUAGAAGCUCAAGGAUACCCUGAAACAGAUUUAAAUAAUAAAAGUCCUGAAGAAUUAAGACAAGUUAUUAAUACUUCAAGAACCAAAGAGAAAUAUUUAUUCAAACAAAUGAACAACCUACAACAAGAACUUUUAACCCUGAAAUCCAAUCAUUCAUCAUUGAACAAAACCGGUUUAAUGGAAACAGAAAUGCUUUUGAAAACGAAUCAGUUUCUACGCUCAAAAAUCAACCUGAGAGAAAAACAAAUUGCGAACUUAAUUAGUCCAGAAGCCUAUAAAGAAGUUCAGAAUACUUUGAAUGAGAACAUAAAGAAAUAUAGAACUGUUAUGAUGGAAGUGGAACGGCAAAAAGGAGAACAUGACUAUGAGAUUGAGGUUUUAAAAAGAAAAGAAAUGGAUUUGAAUAUGGAAAAUACUGAACUAAAAGAUAAGCUGAACAAAUCAUUAACCAAACUAAGCCAGGAAGUUUACAAGCACGACAAAAAUGUUCUCUCUUUAUCGGAGAAACUAGCAAGCACUGAGAUACAAGCAAUCUCUGAAAAGCACCGAGCAGACCACACAAAUAAUUUAUACGAGCUGGUAAAAGAACAAUUGAAAAAAUCCGAGGAAAAGUUUCUGGAAUUUUCCAAAUACAGCGAAGGGCUGCUGCAAAAGAAUUUGGUGCUUCAAGAGCAAAUUGCAGCUUUAGAAGAUCAAGUUUCGAUUUUUAUUGAUCCGACAAUUUAUAAGGAACUGGAGACCAGUUUAAAUUCUUUGCUGCAAGAAACUGAAACGAUUAGAGCGGAAAAUAAUGAAAUAGAAAAAAAAUAUCAAGAGCAAUGCGAUUGUAUUCAACAAACUUCUAACUGGAACAAAGAAAAAGAACAAGAACUCUUAGGCCUCAAACAUAAAAUAGUCGACCUCUCUAUUACGUCUGACGAUAAAGUCGUCAUCGAACAGCUUCAUAACGAUCUCUCAAAAUCGCGCUCGGAACUUCGAGAUCAACAUUUACAAGUAGACUUUUUACGAAAAGAAGUUGCUAUCUGGGAAACGCGCUGGACCAAAUUAUGUUCUGAGUUUGACAGUCAAAGAAAUUACUUUGAAAUUAAAUGGAAAGUAAGAGAAAAGAAAAUUGAGAUUCUUCAAGACAUUAUUCUAAAACAUAGAGUUCAGUACCAUGGUUGUGUUCCUUUAGCGAUUCAAGAGUUGUUUGUUGAAAAAUUGAAUAGCCUCAAUAAAGAAAAACAUGAUCUAUUUAUUGCAUCACAAAAUACUGGAAAAACUGAUGAGAACGAAGAAGGAAAGCAUCAAAUUAAUUACCUUCAACAAAAAAUAUUAAAUCAGGAUAUGUCCAUGGCGAAGCUUGAAAAGGAACUGUUUUCAGCCUACAAUCUAAUGGAUUUCGAUAACACAAGAAAGGAAACCACUAUUAUUAGACGAAAAGCCCCUACCUUAGUUAAACAGCUCGUAUCACAGGAGUCAUUAGACCCCAUUAAAGAAGAAGUCUGCGAUACAAAAAGAAAAUCAAAAAUUGUGAUUUUGAGAAACGUGGAAAGCCAAACGGAAGAUUGGCAAGAGGAUAAAGGGGAAAACCAAUUGGCAAUAACGACGGCUCAGAUUCAAAAUUUACAAAGUCAAUUAGCCGUUAAGGGUGCUCAUAUUAAGGAAAAGGAGCAAUUAUUAGCAGAAACUCAAGAGGAACUAAAAGCAAUUAAAGAACAAAUAAAAGAUAAAAACGUCAAAAUCAUUUCACUGGAAAAUAAUUUGAUAGAUUAUAAAGAUCGUGUAUCACAAAUUGAUGGGGCACGAGAUGCUGGAGUUGGGUCAACAAUUAAUUAUUUGGAAGAGCAAAAUGCAGCUCUUAGGAUGUCUUUAAAAUACACUCAAGAUAAAAUGAAACAAAAAGACUUUGAAAUUAUCAAGUAUCAAACAGUAAUAAAAGACGAUAGAGACAAGCAUAGCUUGGCAGCUGCAAAUCUUCAAAAAGAGUUGACCGUUUCGAAGAAAGCUCUAGCUGUAGAACACCAACAUGUUAAAAGUUUGCAGGAGAAAGAACUACUUUUCCAAAAAAAAUCAGCCGCUGUAGAACAAUACAUGUCCCAAGUACGUGGUUUAGAAAAACAUUUGGCGGAACUGCAUACCCAAGUAGCUCAGUUACAAAUCCAGCUACAAAAUUCUAACCAAGAAGCGACUAGAUGGCGUCAGAUGGCUCAGGAUCGGUUGGUUGCAAUGCAGGAGCUAGGAAAAAGUUUAAACGAACAACACAACAAAGAACUUGAUAAUUUCAAAACUGAUUACGAAAGAUUGAAAACAUUCUCCAAAGAAUCCACUGUUACUCCCAAAACUGGUCUAGGUCCUAAUGAUCCUGGCUAUAUUGCUCCGGAAAUAUUAAAAUUGUGCAGAGAGAAAGAUCAGAAAAUUGAAGAACUGACGGCAAAGCUAGAAAAACGAGAAGGUGAGAAGACUGAUAAGAAGUCUCUUAAUUUAAAUUCUGAUAAACACAUGAACAAAGAAAUUGAUACUUUACGAAGUAAAUAUAAAGAAAUGGUGGAUAGAGAAAAAGUUUUGAAGGACGACUUGAAAGUAUUGACAGAAAAAUUAUCUAAACAGUCAAAUUCAUCAGUAAGAAGCCAAAAAUCUGAAAGAACAGUUAAAGAGCAGUUGCAAAAAAAAAUAAAAUCAUUAGAAGAUAAAAUCAAAGAUUUGAAUGAACAAUUAGCGCACGAACAGAUUUUAAACGAAAAUCACCGAUUGAGUGCUUCUGAGGAUUAUGAAAAAUGGAAAAAACAAAAAUACUGGCAAGAAAAUUGUGAAAAAUAUAAAAAUAAAUUUCAAGCGUCUGAGGAGGAACUCCUGAAAAUGCGUGAGGCUUGCAAAGGCUAUAGACUGAUUAUCGAUCGUCUUGAAAAGGAAAAACUUCAUCUCGAAAAUCGCAACAAAUCGUUAAAAUCAGAUCAAAGAAAUUUGAUAUCAGAUCAGGAAAACGCUCUACUGAAAGAGGAAAACGACCAACUUAUUAGUAAAUUGGAAGCGUUGCAAGCUAAAAUAGAUAUGUUGCAACAUGGUUCUGGAGCAUUGGGUGCUGCAUUGAUGCAGGAAAAAUUAGAAGGGCAGGAAAGGAAAAUUGCGGUAUUGGAACUCAGUGCUAAGGGCACUAUCGAAGUGAGAAAUGAAUUGGAGCGUCUACAAGCAAGCUUGACAAAUCUGCAAAAAAAGAAUCUUUGUUUGGAAGCUGAAAAUUUAGAACUACAAAUGGAUUUGGAGAAAUAUAGCAACGAAGCGCCUCAUUUGCAAGAACAAAUUCAACAUUUAGAAAAUUACAUCGAACUACUCAAAAAUGAAAAUCAAAGUAGUCAAGCCUCGAACGUCAUCGAAGCUCCAAGUUCAACUGAUCUCAGCGAAGACAAAAAAGUUCCCCAAUUGGAACGCACAGUUUUUAUAUUGAAACGAGUUGUGGAAAAAUUGCAAGCAGAAAAUAAACGGCUUGUUACUGUGAAAAGGCCGCUGUCAGAUCGAUCGCAUUCAGCGGAUAAGAUUCGCCGUGACCAUUUACGACUGAAAGAUCAGCAUGUGGCAAGUUUACAAAAAAUUAAAGAACUCGAAUCACAACUGCAAUCUGUCAGAAAGCAAAAAAGCUUACCUGGUGAUGAAAUGAAUGAGCACCUUCGCAAGGAACUAACUGAAGUAAAAGAACACCUUGCUCAGAAAACUGUACUGUUGGAGAAAGUAAAGUCUUUGCUUCAUGCUGCGGCUGCGAGAGAGAAACAACUUUUGCAAGACAUACAUGAACUAAAAUGUCCAGGAGAUAUGGAGAGGGAUAUAUCAGUUGAUAUUCCUAGCACUAUAGAAGAAGUAUCUGAAGUAAGCAGUGAUGUUUGAUUAUAUCAAUUAAUGUUUUUGUACAAUUUUUAUGGAUUUAUAAUGAUUAUACUUUUAUAAUUC